AUGCCGCGCGAACUGCGUUACUGCCGUCCAAGGCACGACCCCGAGGAGUCUCUGCUCGCGUAUUUAUCCAAGAAGUUCACCUAUCUAGCGGAUGCGGAGUGGCGUGAGCACAUUGCAGCCGGCCACAUCAGUGUCAAUGGGGCGACACUCACUAAUGAGUCCUACGUACUCCGGCAAGGUGAUGUGCUCCGCUUUGCUCCGCCGCGCUCCUUGGAGCCACCAGUGGACAAGAAUCACAUUGAGGUCCUCUAUGAAGACUCGAGGCUGAUGGUCGUUACCAAGAACGGUAACCUGCCAGUCGCCGAGGGUGGACGGUACUGUGAGAACACGUUAGUGGGGGUUCUACAACGCCGUGGCACCGCCUCUUUCUACACCGCCGCCACGCGUAUCGGCACUGCCACAGCACAUGAGCACAGAGAGAAGGUGUCUGACACUCUCACGCAUACUGGCGAAGUUGCCGAGACUACAGCUUACGUUGAGUGUUCGACGGCUAUGGGCGCGAGCGGCGAAGGGGCUCAAAUCUCUACUCCACCUCCCUCCCGACGGCGACUGGUGGAUGACACGCAUUGGACUGCUGCGGUCGACGUAGCGCCGGGCAUCUCUGCACUGUUGCCUGAUGCACCACCACCGCAGCAGCGAAGCCCGCUCAACCUUUUCACCAUCCAGCGGCUAGACAAGGAAACCUCGGGUGUUGUGGUGCUGGCGAAGCACAGCGUCACUGCAAGAAAGUUGGCAGCGCAACUGGAGGCGCAGACAAAAGGCUGUACUGACGCUGUGGAGUCGUGGCUGCGCGAGCGCGGCCACACCGUGCCGUUCUGCUCUGACGUGUUCGGCGAGCUACUUCAGCUCGAGGCCCACGUAGUGCACAAGUCGUACACGGCGGUGCUUCGAGGUGCUGCCCCAGAGGGCCACACCUUUGUGGUGGUGAACUGCAUGGACUGCAUGGCGAAACACCCGACGCACUCGUUGGAGGCGCAACAUACGCAGCUCAAGAGGCUCAAAAUGUGCUGUGAACCGUUGAGAGGCAUGUCCGAUGCACCCACAGCGUCAUCCUUGCCGACCCAACCAACGGAGCAGCGGAGCCACUGGGGAAAAUUGGCUGCCACUCGCAUACGUGUCUUGGCGAGCAACAAAGUACUCGGGCUGACAUGCGUACACGUGGAGCUCCUCACCGGUCGAAGUCAUCAGAUUCGCCUGCACUGCGCCGCUAUUGGUUACCCGGUGCUAGGCGACAAGCUCUACAUGACGACGACACCUGGAAGAGAGGGCGGCGCCACUGCCGUGUCCGACGCGGUGUACCUCGAGCGAGUUCGGCGUGAAGAUGACCCAUUUCUUCCCAUUGACGACGACCUCAGCGACACGGGUGGCACCGACAGAACCAGCAGAAUGAGGUGCCGGCGCCACUUGCUGCAUGCAACGCGGAUCGCCUUUGAACAUCCAGACAUUUCGCCAGCGCACUGGAUGACUUUCACGACGUCGCCGGUGUCCUUCUUCGCUGCAGAUGUUCGCUUCGAAUCCGAAGCGGACUCCUUGCAGUUCAUUCAGUGGCUGACAGGCGCCGUCUCGCGCCCCCUAGCAAGCAGGGAUAUCUCACAGAGUUGA
Molecule: messenger RNA, 1602 nt
Organism: Leishmania braziliensis MHOM/BR/75/M2904
Lineage: Eukaryota; Euglenozoa; Kinetoplastea; Trypanosomatida; Trypanosomatidae
Product: RNA pseudouridylate synthase-like protein
Exons: 1
Coding region: 1-1602 (533 amino acids)
Biological process (GO): pseudouridine synthesis
Molecular function (GO): pseudouridine synthase activity; RNA binding
Source: RefSeq, a predicted model, not a curated record